CUCUUCUCUUCUCUCGAGCGCUCAAUCGAUGGCUGCGGCUGGUAGCGGUAGUUUCCAGUUCGGACGUAUUGCCUCGAAGCGUCUCAUGAUGCUCGUGGCCUUACUUCUCGUCUCCUGCUGUCUCGGCCAUGGAUUCGGCGAUGAGGAUCAUGUCGAGGUGGAGGGAAUCAGCAGCAGUUGCAUGGAGAGCGAGAGGAGAGCUCUCCUCGCCAUCAAAUCCGAUAUGUACGACCCCGGCGACAGGUUUUCUUCUUGGACCGGCAAAGACUGCUGUGGGUGGAGAGGUGUGGCCUGCGACAACACCACCGGCCAUGUCACCAAGCUCGACCUCAGCUACCACGACACAUACACAUACACAUACACAUACACAUGCGAUAUGUGGGAUGUGUUUUACGAUGUGGAAACAAUAGGCGCCAGCAAGGUAAAUUCAUCUUUGCAAGAACUGAAGUACUUGAAGUAUUUGGAUUUGAGCAUGAAUAACUUCUCCCACGCCCCUGUGCCUCGUGUGAUUGCUUCACUAGUCCACUUGGAAUAUCUCAAUCUAUCUUAUGCCAUGUUCUAUGGACUAGUUCCUCCUCAGUUGGGGAACCUCUCCAACCUACGCUAUCUCGACCUUCAGGGAAGGUAUUAUGAUAGGUAUCAUGAUGAUUUUCUACACGUUGACAAUCUCGAUUGGCUCUCCCGUAUUCCUUCUCUAAAAUAUCUUGACAUGAGCAAUCUCGACCUCAGCAAGGCGACCAAUUGGUUUUACGUAAUUAAUUCUAUUCCCACACUCGAAGUGCUGCAUUUGAGCUAUGCAGAACUGCCAUCUGUUCCAUCUCCUUUGCUCCCUUUCAAUCUAACAGCCAUCGCUACGUUGGAUCUGUCUGGGAAUUCCAACGUCACGUCUGCCAUGCUAAGAUGGCUUUCUAACGCCACCAGCCUCGAGAACCUUGUUCUUUCUGGCUGUCGGAGUCUCACUAUCGAGUCGGUACAAGUUGCUCUAGGAGCUCUCCUUAAUCUGAAGGAAUUAGAUUUAACAGGCAACUCCCUUAAAGGAGAAAUUCUUGAAAUUCUGAACAAUGUCAGUAGCAGGGGCCUGAAGCACUUGGAUUUGAGAUGGAAUCAAUUAUCUGGAGAUAUUCCUCCAGGGAGCCUUAGAGACCUGGAGUACCUGGACUUAUCAACGAAUUUAAUUGUCGACGUGCAUAUCUUAGCUUCUCUGGGGAAUCUCACAAACUUGCGACAUUUAGAUUUGAAAUGCAAUGCAAUCAGCGGAGAAAUUCCACCAAUCGUGGAAGAUGCUGUCCGAUUGGAGUACCUAGAUUUGUCCUUUAAUGGCAUCAUUGGAAAAAUACCACAGGCUAUCGGCAACCUCAGUAACCUAUUGGAAUUACAUUUAUCAGGCAACAAAAUUGUGGGAUGGAUACCAUCGAGCAUCGGCAACCUCACCAACUUGGUACACUUAGAUUUAUCAUACAACGAUAUUGUCGGUUGGAUACCACCGAGCAUCGGCAACCUCAGUAACCUAUUGGAAUUACAUUUAUCAGGCAACAAAAUUGUGGGAUGGAUAUCACCGAGCAUCGGCAACCUCACCAACUUGGUAUACUUAGAUUUAUCAAUGAAUAAUAUUAGCGGAUACAUUCCAGAGACUUUGGGUACUCUCAUCCAUAUGGAGGAAUUAUAUUUGUUUAACAAUCGUAUUUCUGGACAAAUACCAGAAACCAUUUGGGAUCUUCAAAAUCUACGGAUAUUAUUUUUAAGCAAUAACCAUAUGUCUGGGCAGAUACCAAAGAAGAUCGGUAAACUCCACUACUUGCAAAACUUGGACAUGUCAUAUAACAACUUAUCAGGUCAAAUACCAACGACGAUCGGCAAACUCCACUACUUACUAUACUUGGGCAUGUCAUAUAACAACUUAUCAGGUCAGAUACCAACGACAUUGGGUGAUCUAUGCAAUUUGACCUGGUUAGAUUUGUCUUUUAAUAACAUUGGUGGAGAUCUUACAAAUCUAUUCUAUGGUUUGUCUACUUGUUCACAAGGAGCAUCUAUAUCAUUCUUAGCCCUGAAGGGUAACAAUUUAACCGGGAUUAUUCCUUCGAGCAUGGGCCAAUUAUCUCAGUUACAACAGGUAGACCUCUCCUCAAACUCGCUGGCAGGCAACAUCACCGAAGCACACUUUUUAAAUCUUACAAGGUUAUCAGAAUUGAUAAUCGCUUCCAACUCCUUGAAUGUGAUGCUACCAAAUGAUUGGCGACCCCCUUUUAGUGCCAAGAUUAUCGAUCUAAGCUUUUGUCAUCUCAGAGGAAAAUUUCCUGAAUGGUUUCAGACUCAACAACAAUUGCAACGGCUUUUUCUAUCUGGAGUUGGAGUCUCAGGCAGCCUCCCUAUUUGGUUUUCAAAUUUCUCAGAAGGUUUAGAAAUUAUUAACUUGAGCUCCAACUAUUUGACUGGUCAAUUACCUUCUGCUUCUCAAUUCAUAUUGAAUCUCUCCAACAACUUAUUUGUCGGACCUAUUCCAUUGAGCUUGAAAAAAGCUACGAGACUCAUUUUGUUAUCUUUGUCUCAUAAUCAUAUCAAUGGUGAUUUUCCUUCCUUCUUUUGUAACCUGAAUUUUCUUAGAGUUCUCGAUCUAUCUAACAAUCACUUAAUUGGAGAAGUCCCCGAUUGUCAUAAUUCAUUUCCAAUCUCUCUACAAUCUUUGCAUUUAAAUAAUAACAACCUAUCCGGAACAAUUCCUUCCUUUUUGAAACAUUGUAACCAAUUAGUUACCCUUGAUCUUGGUGAAAAUAAAUUGCAUGGAGAAAUACCAACAUGGAUGGGAAGAAACCUCUCGUCAUUGAAGGUUCUUCUUCUGAGGUCAAACUUAUUAUAUGGUGUUAUCCCUGAGAACAUAGUGGAUCUCACUUCUCUUCAGGUAUUGGAUCUUUCUACCAACAAUCUAACCGGUAGUCUACCAUCAUCUCUAGGAAAUUUCAACGCCAUGGUUGAGAUACAAAAUGAUACUAGGUCAAUGAUUCAUGUCAUCACCUAUUAUUAUACCGAGAGCAUCUUAAUAACCAUAAAAGGAUUAAAUGUUACUUACACAACCAUUCUCUCACUGAUGACAUGCAUAGACUUGUCAAAUAAUCAUCUCUCUGGUGAAAUCCCAAAAGAAUUGACAAAACUUCUUGGAUUGCGCUUCCUAAACUUAUCCAAGAAUCAUUUGACGGGAAGGAUUCCAGAAAAGAUGGGUGACAUGACACUAUUGGAAUCGCUUGACUUAUCAGUGAACAGUCUAACAGGGGAGAUACCUUCGAGCUUUUCUUCUAUGCAUUUCCUGGCUCGUUUGAAUCUGUCUUACAACAACUUAUCAGGAAAAAUACCCACUAGUGGUCAACUGUCGACCUUUGAAUCAUGGACAUAUGUGGGUAACAAAGACCUCUGCGGUAAGCCACUGCCAGAUUGCCCUGUUUAUCAAACUCCACCUGACGCCAGAGUUAAACAUGAAUAUGAUGAGAAGCUGGACAAAUUAUUGGAGUACACCAGUAUUGUGGUCGGAUUUGUGGUUGGCUUUUGGCUGUUUAUUGGCACUCUCAUCAUGAAGCAGGCCAUCAGAUUCGCUUUCUUCCGAUGGAUCGACAAGGCCUGCGACUGGAUCUAUGUUCAGUUUGCAGUAAAGCUUGCGAAGCUCAAAUCCAAAUGGCAAACGAUGACAUGAGCUGUGGGACUCGCAGAACUUUGAUUUAGGUAUUACCAGAAUGCUUUAUAUAAGUUCCCGAUUUGCUGCUAUUUUGGGGUUUCUAUAAUAAAAAGCAGAUUGCCACCAGUUCAGUUGAUGCAGGAGUCAAACUAGAAGAAGAUGAUGAUGGAGAUAUGCUUGAAACAAUAAUAUUAGAUGUUGCUAGCGUUGUCGUGGGAUUCAUAGUUGUUUCUGGGGUUUCUAUCGGCGUAGUGAUCAUGAAACAAGGCUUAAGGAUUACUCUCUUCCAACAAAUCGACAACAUCUAUGGCUGGAUGCAGAUAUGUGCAGCCGAAAGCUGAAGCCCAAAAUAAUGACGAAGAAUCAAUUGAACUGUGGCAAAGUGCUAAGAUUGUCUAUGUAGACUUCAUGUAUUUGUGUUAUAGUGUUUUGAUUCAUGAAUGACCAUUUGGUGUUGUCCAGAAAUAAGGUUAUUGUUUAAAGAUAACAUCUGAGACACGGCAUCAGGAUACCUCUGUUCCAGUUGAUCGACAGGACUUGUGAUUGGAUCAAUGUGCAGGUGGCAGUAAAGCUGAAGGAACCAAAGUGCAAAUGGCGAAGAAUGACUUGAAGAAUCACUAAGCAUCUCAAGCUCAUGUCAUCCUCUUCAUGUUAUGCUGUAUUUAUGUUUCAUGUAAUUGUUGUAGUCUCUUUAGAAUCUUAAAUGUAUUGGCAACUUGCUGCUG
Musa acuminata AAA Group (dessert banana) is the source of this 4386-nucleotide messenger RNA. RefSeq names its product receptor-like protein EIX2. Lineage: Eukaryota; Viridiplantae; Streptophyta; Magnoliopsida; Zingiberales; Musaceae. The transcript is spliced from 2 exons. Gene Ontology annotation, molecular function: protein binding. The coding region runs from base 29 to 3679 and encodes 1216 amino acids. The record is from RefSeq and is a predicted model, not a curated record.